AUGCCUGAUUGGCUGUCAGCCGACGCCAAAGAUCUGAUCCGAUCGAUGCUUAAGAUCAAUCCAAGCGAACGCAUCACUAUCGAGAAGAUCUUAACCCAUCGAUGGCUAAGAGAUGAGAUGAUUGGUUCAAACACUUGCGUUCAAGUGAUGAAAGCAAAUCUGGACGAAGAAGUCUUCUUCCAGUGUCACCGACUCUUUCCAGAGGUUCCGCUCAAAGAGUUGCGACAAAACAUUUUGCAUGGAUUUGGAUACCAAACGGCCUGUUAUUGGCUGCUGAAGAUGAACGCCAACACCGUUCAGCCGCUGCCCUUAAAUGUGGUUAAUUCGCCGCUAACUCUCAAUAAGCCAACUGUCCAAAGACGACGGUCCAAGAGUGUGGACGACACCAUCAACAAUGAAAACAACAUUCGGCCCAAACUGAAGCGUAAAUUCAUAGAUACCGUGAACUCUCCGAUGCCUAACCUUCCCAAACGGCUGAUGCUGGACGUGAAGACCUCAUCGCCCGGCAAGUCUCCCAACACUAGAGUCCCGGUUUUGGUCUCGCAUUCACCGAAACUCACGCCAAACGCAAAAGACGAGCGAAAGCUAAAGGAAAUCAAAUCACCCGUCAAUUCGCCAGUGAUUGCCAACAGAAAGGCGCGACUCUUCCAUGGCUUGAAUGACAGCUUCAAGAGUCCGCUACUGAAUCCCAGUGCGAGCAACGAUUGGACUAAAACUGCAUUCAAUGCCCCGAUUGAAUGCACGCCUAAGAAGUCACUGUUGAAGCGCUUCCUGGAGACGGCCACACCCGCCAAGAGUCAUACGCCCAGAGCUAUCACCACAUCGACGACAAUGAAGAACAUAACUCUCACCAAAUUCACCGAACCCAACAAAUGCAUCGAUAAACUCAUUGAGACGUUGACUGCGAAAGGCAUUCAAUGCAAACAAAAAGAGUGA
This is a messenger RNA of Oppiella nova, 936 nucleotides long. The record is from the annotation of a GenBank genome assembly. NCBI's taxonomy places the organism in Eukaryota, Metazoa, Arthropoda, Arachnida, Sarcoptiformes, Oppiidae.